AAAGGAAAAAAAAUUUGUCUAUAAAAGCCCCACUCGUCCUUCGUUCCAUUCGCACUCUCACUUCUCACUUCCAUUCGGAAAAACAAAACAACUUGUUUUGUCCUCGGUGUUAGUCGGUGAUCUUCUUGGAGAUCGUUAUUCACCCUCCCUCACCUUGUCUGAUCUCAUCUGGUUUUCCCCUUUUUCUUCUGAUUUUGUUGAUAGAAGAUUGCAGAGAUGGAUAUUUUGCAUUUCUUGUUUGGAAUUUUUGGAAAUGCCACUGCUCUGUUCCUCUUCUUGGCACCAAUAGUUUUCCCAUAUCUAUAUUAUGCAUAUCUGUGUUCUGCAAAAAAUUGUAGAAUAACAUUCAAGAGGAUAAUAAAAGGGAAAUCAACAGAGCAAUUCUCAGGCAUUCCAUACGUUAUGACUUUGCUCAAUAACCUCCUUUCGGCCUGGUAUGGGCUUCCAUUCGUGUCGCCUCACAACCUGCUCGUGUCGACGGUUAACGGGACAGGGGCAGUGAUUGAGUCCACAUAUGUGUUGAUUUUCCUGAUAUAUGCACCGAAGAAGGAGAAGGUUAAGAUUGCGGGACUCCUCACGUUCAUUGUGGCCGUCUUCGCGGCGGUCGUCCUGGUUUCCCUGUUUGCCCUCCAUGGCAGCGGCAGGAAGCUCUUCUGCGGUCUCGCUGCCACCAUCUGCUCCAUCAUCAUGUACGCUUCGCCCCUUUCAAUCAUUAGGACAGUGAUUAAGACAAAGAGUGUAGAGUUCAUGCCAUUUUUCCUGUCGCUGUUUGUGUUCUUGUGCGGCACUUCCUGGUUCGUCUUUGGCCUCCUUGGCCGCGACCCUUUUAUCGCUGUGCCAAACGGGUUCGGGUGCGGGCUCGGGGCAGUGCAGCUGAUCCUGUACGCGAUCUACCGCGACGUGAAACGCGAAGCGGGUGCAGCCGGGCCCCAGAAGAAAUCGGGUUCUGCUGACGUGUCAUCUGUGGAGAUGGGCUAUGCAAAUGGGGCCCGCCAAGAUCCCCAGAAGCAGUACUCAUCCAACGGCCCAGAUUAUGUCUAGCUCGGCAUCAAUUGAUCUAUAUGGACACACGUGUACGGCUGGGGUUCAACCCUACUAGCAUGCGUGUAAUACAUGUAGCCAAUCCAAUCCCUAGCUCUCUUUUUUUUCUGAUUUUUUUUUUUUAUAUAAUUUUGGAGUUUGGGUUUUGGUUUAUAUCGCGAGAAUUAAUGUGUGCUCAAUGCAAUUAUAUAAUAGAAAUAAUUAAAAAUA
Molecule: messenger RNA, 1251 nt
Organism: Malania oleifera
Lineage: Eukaryota; Viridiplantae; Streptophyta; Magnoliopsida; Santalales; Ximeniaceae
Product: bidirectional sugar transporter SWEET1
Exons: 6
Coding region: 217-1041 (274 amino acids)
Biological process (GO): carbohydrate transport
Cellular component (GO): membrane
Molecular function (GO): sugar transmembrane transporter activity
Source: RefSeq, a predicted model, not a curated record